Messenger RNA from Rhineura floridana, 906 nucleotides. RefSeq names its product CKLF like MARVEL transmembrane domain containing 8 (gene CMTM8). Bases 322 to 885 code for a protein of 187 amino acids. Gene Ontology annotation, biological process: myelination. Gene Ontology annotation, cellular component: membrane. Gene Ontology annotation, molecular function: structural constituent of myelin sheath. The transcript has 4 exons. The record is from RefSeq and is a predicted model, not a curated record. NCBI's taxonomy places the organism in Eukaryota, Metazoa, Chordata, Lepidosauria, Squamata, Rhineuridae.
CACCUCCUGGACCUGGGUAUCGUAGGCCUCUCCCCCUCCUCACACGUCCGCGUCCAUCUCCUUAGCUCUGCCCCCUAGAGCCCUGCCGGGGCUGCUCACAGGCGCCGCCACACAAAACCCACCACUUCCCCUCAGUCUCCCCGGCCAUUCCCGAGGCGUCCUGCGCGAAAUUUGGCUCCCCCCACCGGCGGCAGCCUCCGGCACCAAACCCCAGAGCGAGGCAAUUCCAGCGGGCUGGAUUGAUUUGAGGAGGGUUGCCCUGGCUUUGGCGGCUGAAGCAAGGCGGAGGGGCGCUCGGUGGUGGCUCGUUGGGAGCUGAAGAUGGAGCCGCAGAACCGCGAGACCCAGCACCACCACCAGCAGCAGGAGCGCGCUCGCUCACACACGGUUACCACCACCACCACCACGAGCAGCUCUUUCACGGCUAACUUCUCGUCCGCUUCCAGCACCCUCGCCUACGACAGAGAGUUCCUGAGAACUCUGCCUGGGAUCCUCAUGGUGGCUGAGAUUGUGUUAGGGUUGCUGGUAUGGACACUGAUUGCUGGAACAGAAUAUUUCCUGUAUCCUGUCUUUGGCUGGGUAAUGUUUGUGGCUGUGUUUUACUGGGUUCUUACACUCUUCUUUUUAAUCAUCUACAUGACAAUGACUUAUACUCGGAUUCCCCAAGUGCCAUGGACCACUGUUGGUCUGUGUUUUAAUGGGAGUGCCUUUCUUUUGUACUUCAUUGCUGCCAUUGUAGAUGCAUGUGCAGUCACCAAAGAACUGGACAGCCACAACUACAACAGCUGGGCAGCUUCUUCAUUUUUUGCAUUUGUUGUCACUUCCUGCUAUGGUGGAAAUGCCUAUUUUAGUUUUGUAUCUUGGAGAUCACGGACCUUGCAAUAAAUAUUUUCUUUAACUGAAAAA